GAAAACGACUAAACAUUGCUGACCAUUCACGUCUCCGGAAGGCCCUUAAUCCGUUCACGUUGGCCCCCUACUCGAUAAGAACGCUGACGACACCAUUCAUCCAUUAUUCUCUCACGCAUUUAGUCGAACAGUUUACCUGCAAUAAUUCAUCAUCUUCAUAUUCAUCUUCCACUCACUUCACAAUCUUCCCAGAACUUGAAUUUUGCACCAAACCAUGACAAUCCAAGCAGAAACCCAUCACACCAAAAAACACAAACACUCAUCACGCAAGCACAACAAGAAGAAAGACAGUGUCUCCGUCACAGUCAACGAGAAAUCCCCAUUAAUCCCCAAGAAAAAAACAGGUGGUCACAAUGAGUUUAACGGCGCUUCGAUGUCCGGUGCGGUUAUGAACCUGUCAACCACCAUCAUCGGUGCCGGAAUCAUGGCUCUUCCGGCCACCAUGAAGGUGUUGGGCCUGGGUUUGGGUAUUGUUGUUAUUGUUAUUGUUGCUGUUUUGUCGGAAGCUACUGUGAAGACCAUGUUGAAGCAUAGUAAAGCUGGUGGUGCUGAUUCGUAUGGUGGGUUGAUGGGUGAUGUGUUUGGUGAUUUGGGGAAGAAGAUGUUGGAAGCUUGUGUGGUUAUUAAUAAUCUUGGUGUUCUUGUUAUUUACAUGAUUAUUCUUGGUGAUGUUGUGGCGGGAUCGUCUUCGGAGGGGUUGCACCAUCCGGGUCUGUUGGAAGGGUGGUUCGGACAGCAUUGGUGGACCGGUAGAGUGUUUGUUUUGCUGGUUACAACCCUUGGUGUGUUUGUUCCGUUGGCAUCGCUCAAGCGUAUGGAUUCGCUGAGCGUUACAUCCGGUUUAGCCGUGGCACUAGCGGUUGUUUUUCUAAUCGUCUUGGCGGGAAUAGCCAUUGUCAAAAUGGCAUCCGGCAGCCUCCCGAUGCCGAGAUUUCUACCUGAUGUUACCGACCUUAAUUCUGUCUGGAACCUCUUCACUGCAGUCCCGGUUCUUGUAACCGCUUAUAUCUGCCAUUUCAACGUGCAUCCUAUUCGCAACGAGCUUGAAGACCCAUCACUCAUUGAACCAAUUGUACAGAUUUCACUUGUUUUAUGCACAACCGUCUAUAUUAUGACUAGUUUCUUCGGAUUCAUACUCUUUGGUGACUCGACAAUGGGAGAUAUAUUAUCGAACUUCGACUCGGAUUUAGGUGUUCCGUUUAGUUAUCUACUCAACGACAUCGUUCGCGUCAGCUACGCUCUGCACCUUAUGCUUGUUUUCCCGCUUGUAUUCUACGCAUUACGCCUUAACACAGAUGGCCUUUUCUUUUCAUCAUCCGAGCUGCCAUUGGAAUUUGACAACAAAAGGUUUAUAGCCAUAAGUGUCGGUCUUCUUUCGCUUAUAUACUUGGGUGCUAAUUUCAUACCAAGUGCUUGGGAUGCGUUCCAGUUUACCGGAGCUACCGCUGCUGUUUGUAUCGGAUUCAUUUUCCCUGCUUCAGUUGCCAUGAGGGAUGUAUAUGGGAUAUCAACCAAAGGGGAUAAGAUUUUGGCGGUUUUGAUGAUCUGUUUGGCUGUGUUUGCAAAUGUAGUUGCUAUAUACAGUGAUGCGUAUGCAUUGUUCAAGAGAAACCCGUCUCCUCGUGCUUGAGUUUCAUGGUGUGAAUGGAGCCGAACUUUGUAUAAAGUGAUUGUUUAUUCGAAGCUGUUUCAUGGCGUGAAUGGAGCCGAACUUUGUAUAAAGUGAUUGUUUAUUCGAAGCUGUUUUGUUAAGCGCAAGAGAAGUCGCUUCACACGAUGUUUGUAAUAUAUGUUUGUAUCAAAGAAUCAUAUUGUUGUGUUUGCAUUCAUAGACUAGCACGUUGGCGUGCAAUGAGAAUAUCUGUUUUCAAA
Helianthus annuus (common sunflower) is the source of this 1872-nucleotide messenger RNA. RefSeq names its product amino acid transporter AVT6A. Lineage: Eukaryota; Viridiplantae; Streptophyta; Magnoliopsida; Asterales; Asteraceae. The record is from RefSeq and is a predicted model, not a curated record. The coding region runs from base 215 to 1630 and encodes 471 amino acids. Gene Ontology annotation, molecular function: amino acid transmembrane transporter activity. Gene Ontology annotation, biological process: amino acid transmembrane transport. The transcript has 5 exons.